AUGGCAUUCCACUACACCUACUCAUAUUUCCGAGUCUCCAAGACAGAGGAUAUCAGUGCCUCGGCACAGAGAUACCGCGAGCUGCGCCUCAAAGCACUGAAAACCUCGCCCAGCUCGUUCUCAUCUACUUACGACAUUGAAGCCGCUUUCACCCACGCCGACUGGAUCGAUCGCCUGACUGUGCCCAAUCAAGAAGUCUUUAUCUGCGCCGCCACACGACACAGCAAUAACAAUGGCCUCUCAUUCUCCGAGGGCGCCGAGUGGAUCGGCCAAGUGACUCUGCGCGGACCUCUAUCAGCAACCGAUUUCGUCUUGCCCGAGGCUUCUGGGCAGCCACCACAAAGACCAGACGAGGAAGAAGAGCGCUGGCAGAUGCUCAGCCUGUUCACACUUCCGGAGCAUCGGGGCAAGGGACUCGGCGGGAAUCUGUGUCAGGAGGCGCUCGAUUUUCUUCGGUCUUAUCGUGCAUCUCCUCCGGCAGUUCAGGUGCGGCUUAUGGUUAAACCGGAUAACCAUGCCACGGUGAAGUUGUAUCUACGUCUGGGGUUUGUGGAAGCUGGGAAAUGUACUCUUGCUGAAGCACUAGUGGCGAAUGGCGAUGGACAUCUUUUGCCUAAGGAUCCUGAUCCUGUCAAGUAUGCGGAUCGACAGGGACUGAUCAUGAUCUCGCGGAUAUCUCGACCAUGA
This is a messenger RNA of Penicillium alfredii, 687 nucleotides long. Its product is annotated as GNAT family N-acetyltransferase. NCBI's taxonomy places the organism in Eukaryota, Fungi, Ascomycota, Eurotiomycetes, Eurotiales, Aspergillaceae. The record is from RefSeq and is a predicted model, not a curated record. The transcript has a single exon. The coding region runs from base 1 to 687 and encodes 228 amino acids. Gene Ontology annotation, molecular function: acyltransferase activity, transferring groups other than amino-acyl groups.